AUUCAGUAAUCGGUGUGGUUAGACGGUCGGUUGCCAAUCCACCGAACAAUGCAAAUGCAAAUAAGGAAAGCCCUGGCAGUCCUAGAGCGAGAGUGGAGGGAAAAAAAAUGGAGUAUAGGAUAAUAAAAAAGACAGACACAAAACGGAGAUUGAGGCGGCAAGAAUCACAAUCGAUGGACGAAGAGUCCCUAGCUAGCAUUGAUCUUGAAGUCAGCGAGUCCAUGCCCCCUGCCACCUCGCCACAAGGGGCCGUCCUAGCUGCCUUACGCCUGCGCAGUCUGGUCUUAAGGUUAGAGAGGGAGGAGAUAUCGAAGAAGUACCUCAAAGAGAACUUGGAGUAUGCAGCCUCUGUCCUAGAUACCCUCAAGCAAGAUGAAGCAAGUAGAUAUCAUUAUCACGAAGAGGAGGACGACCUCUCAGAGGUGACGUCAGAUGAGGUACCGGAGCAGGUACGACACUGGUUGACCUCGACGUUCAGUCGGCAGUCGACCAAGUCAAGACUAGGGGAUGAGAAACCUCGGUUCAGGAGUAUCGUCCAGGCCUUAAGAACGGGACUAUUCAUAGACCGAAUGUUCCGGAGAACAUCUGCAACAGCGGGAACAGUCUUACCGGCAAAGGUCAUUCAAAUAUUCAAGGACGAUUGGUCAUUCGACAUAUUUUUACUGGAUACAGAGACCGAUGGCCACGCCCUCAAAUUCCUAGCAACGGAGGUUUUAUCACGCUACGAUCUCCAAACCAAAUUCAAGAUUCCUCAUUCUGUACUCGGUGCUUUCUUGGACGCUAUGGAACUUGGUUACAGCAAGUACGGCAACCCCUAUCACAACCUCCUCCAUGCGGCUGACGUCACACAGACAGUACAUCAUAUGUUAGCACGGAUGGGACUUGUGCACUGGCUGUCUGACUUAGAGAUCUUCGCUUCACUUCUAGCAGCAAUAAUUCACGACUUUGAACACACGGGUACUACAAAUGCAUUCCAUGUCAACACCAAAUCUGACAUGGCAAUGUUCUACAAUGACCGAGCAGUGUUAGAGAACCAUCACAUAAGCAGCUCUUUUCGUCUCAUGAGAGAUGAUGAAAGGAAUAUCCUUGCUAACCUCUCCAAAGAAGAGUACACGGAGCUUCGAAACCUGGUAAUUGACAUGGUUCUAGCCACGGACAUGUCGUUCCAUUUCCAGCAGAUCAAGCAGAUGAAAUCAAUGAUCUCGACGACAGAGGCAUUGGACAAACCCAAAGUGAUGGCUCUUACUCUCCAUUGUGCAGACAUCAGUCAUCCAAGCAAGGAAUGGAAGUUCCAUUACAAAUGGACUACGUUACUUAUACGCGAGUUCUUCAGGCAGGGUGACAGAGAAAGAGAAAUGGGCUUGCCAAUUUCACCACUCUGCGACAGGAAUUCCACACUCCUAGCUGAAUCACAAAUUGGUUUCAUCGAUUUCAUCGUGGACCCAAGUAUGAACAUAUGUGGUGAUAUGAUAGAUCGGAUACUAAGGGAAGAGCUUAAUUCCGCCUCAAACUCUCCAUCAGCAGACAGCGUAGUGCGGAAUAAGAGGAACUCUAUACCCAUGGCGCGGCCCUGCUCUGCACCCAGAUCUGCAAGUGUUCCCGCACCAGCUAAUAACAACUCAAUGAACGAUCGUGAUAGGCCCAGUAGCCCAGGAAGGGUCAGUAUAGGUAGACGAAAUUCUAUCCCGGUACGGUGUCUUCGAAGCUGGCACGAAAACCUACACAAAAACAAGUCCAAGUGGAGGGACCUUGGACAGCAAGAGCACACCGGAGUCAAGGUCUUGGACAUUGACGAGGACCCGAUCGUUCAGAAACCAAACAAAGAUGUCUUCCAUAAAAGCGACACGAACGACGACAGCGCAGCCCGCAAGACCAGCAACGCCAACGGCAUCGAGGAAGAAGAAGCGCCUCAUGAUCAGGCCACUACUUCCGGGUCAACGGCUGGGGCGGCCGAGUCGUCGGGGUCUGCGCAUGCGCCGGGUCGUCAGGGAUCGGGGGAGAGAUGAGAGGGUGUAUGUUACAUAAAGAUCAAACAAGAGAAAAGGGUCAAUUAAUGGACGGACAUUAAUAAAACAUUAUGUCCAUGCUGACCUAGCAAACAGUCAACACAUGAUCAGGAGACGAAAAGACGUCAUCAACUAUCCAGAUUUAGAUCAGUCCCAUUCCGAUGCUAUGAUAUAUUCUGAUGUGCUAUCUCAGUCGAGGGAGUUAGAUGAACUGUUACGGGGGUAUGCAUGACCCAAGAACGUCGAGAAUUUGAGAUGACUGUCACAAUGAUGAUCUGACUCCUGCUAAUUAUUGGUUGCUGUAUUCCAUCGUAUAAAUGCCACCUUUAAAUCUGAAAAGAUCCG
Strongylocentrotus purpuratus (purple sea urchin) is the source of this 2351-nucleotide messenger RNA. RefSeq names its product phosphodiesterase 1 (gene PDE1). Gene Ontology annotation, molecular function: 3',5'-cyclic-nucleotide phosphodiesterase activity. The record is from RefSeq and is marked provisional. Gene Ontology annotation, biological process: signal transduction. NCBI's taxonomy places the organism in Eukaryota, Metazoa, Echinodermata, Echinoidea, Camarodonta, Strongylocentrotidae.